UUGCAGCUCUAGUGUGUGUAAUUGGUCAUCUCUGAAAAGCAUAUAUUUUGUGGCUUAUAAAAAUGUUUAAAAUAUUAGCCAAGGAGCCUGCGCUGUUACGAAGACAUAUACCUGUUACAUUUGUAUAUCUCAGUAAAUGGGCAGAGAGUAUUAUGUACAUAUAUAUUCAGACAAAAGUUUGCAUCGCAGUGAAGGAAACAUUUCCAACCUUAUAAGCUGUUCAACAAUUUCAAUUAAGUGACACAAUGGAAAACUACAGAGAAGCGGAACCAAUCCCUAUCCCUACUAAUGUGGAUGCUGCUGAAACAACUCGAUUCUCUCAUCAGCGUUCUCGUGACAUCUCGUCCACAGUGAUUACGGCACAGGCGUCUAUCUCAACCAUCGACAUCACCAUCGACAACAGUUUAAAUGCAGUCCAAGAAGUUUUUCAAGAUCCUCAUGUACAAUCCUAUGAUUGCUUUGGUUUCAUUAGCCUCAACUCGGCUAUGCAAAGCAAUGUACCAACGCCGUUCGGAGGGUUCAACAAGUUUUCGCAUUUAAACAUGCCCGGCGGACAGUGGUCGCAAGAAAAUAAGUUUAUGGCACAAAACAUGCAUAACUCCCACUACAGCGCUCUUCGCGACAAUGCCCGAGCGGAAUGGGCAACCUAUGAUCAGAAUGCCACUGUUGGAAGUAAUUGCAGAGACGAUUUCUCCACGCGUCGAAGCUACAGUACCCAAUCGACGUCUCAGUCAUCAGCCACAAAGUCUUCCGCCCCAUCGAAGUCGGUUUCCACAGAGACAUCUGGAGGUGAAAAAUUUAAUAAAAAAGAGCAACUAAAACGGGCAUUUAAGGAAUAUGGAGUUUCCAUUGUGGCGUUCCAUGUGGGAAUUUCGUUAAUUUCACUUGGAGGUUUCUAUGUACUCGUAUCUAGUGGAAUAAACUUGGUUCCCGUUCUGGAAUUUCUUGGCAUAGCGUCACCAGCAAUUGCAGAGAAAGUAGCUACAGGAAGCUCCUUUGUUGUGGCCUACGCCGUACACAAAGUAUUUGCACCUGCUAGAAUUAGUAUUACGUUGGGUGCAAUACCGUUCAUCAUCCGAUAUUUGAGAUCAAAAGGAUUCCAGUUUUCAAAAAUCAAAAAAAAUUAGCUAUUUUUAAAUAUUUGUUUUUAUACCAUUGUUAUCAGAAUUAAGUAUGAUGUUAUAUAAUCCUAUGAAGUUCAAUACUUUAUAAUUUGGUUGACCAAAUAAAAAGGUGACACUCAAAUUAAAAUUGAUUUUAAAUUAGUUUCCAUAAAAUUUAGCAAAUAUUUGGCCAACAUUGUUAUUUUAUCUGAAAGGUUAUAGAACUGCGCAAAUUAGUCGAAUACUUUCUUCAAGAAGAUUUAAAUAAAUUUAAUAUUAACAUUUAA
Messenger RNA from Drosophila rhopaloa, 1390 nucleotides. RefSeq lists its product as uncharacterized. Gene Ontology annotation, cellular component: mitochondrion. The transcript has 5 exons. Bases 246 to 1127 code for a protein of 293 amino acids. The record is from RefSeq and is a predicted model, not a curated record. Lineage: Eukaryota; Metazoa; Arthropoda; Insecta; Diptera; Drosophilidae.